AACCAAGCUUUCAAAAGGAUACGCUUCAAACUCAACGCUUUCGAAAGGAUAAAAGUGUGAAGAAUAAGAUGCUACUACAACUUCAACAUCGAAAAUAAAACGAUUCAACUCUGUUGCGGUCUUUGCUUACCAAGGUUUGUUGGAUCAUGAUGGGUACUGUGAUUUGGUUAUUGGUGGCUUUCUUUGCUGUAGAUGCAGUCGACAUGUUUGGUAAAGAUAAUCUACGAAACUCUGAGUUGCCGCCUGUUCGUCCUGAAUCAAUCGAAGCUUUCAAAAGCUUGCUACACAAGGCUUUGAGUACGGAAGGAACUUAUCACAGAGAUCUAUUAAUAACAGCGGAUAUACUUAAAGCUCCUCCCGGUUACGUAAUUCCCAAAGAUGGUGGAUCUGGUAUACCUCAAGAAAUGCCGCUUUCUCCUGAAAUGCGGGAGUAUUUUAAUGGGCAAAUAACUCAUGUAUUAACAUCGUUAGAAAAAUUAGACUAUGCUUUAAAUAGACUUUUUGGAGAACGGUUAUUAACAAGUCAUUUUACGGAAUCAAAAGAUUCCUUGGAUCCAAAACUUAUGGAACAUUUGAAUUCUUAUAGAUCUAAAAACAAAGAAUCAGUGGAAUUUUCGUCAAAUAUUUCAAAAGGUAAACCUGAUCUUCCCAAACAGGACUCUACUGAUACCGACUGUGACGUAGAAGUAAAUAGUCGUAGUGCGGCAUGCAAAGAGAGCUCACCAUCUAUUCCGGAAUUGCAGAGUCUUCCCACAGUUGAUUUCGUAACGGCAUCAGAGUCGGAAUUCGCAUCUGAAAAGGAAACUGCCACAUCAGCUUCAGUAGUGGAUGAAAUUGCCACUGAGUACAUUAAGGCUUUCUCAGAAAUGCCAGAACCUUCAACAGUUUCAUCUAAUCUUCAUGAGGUUUCCCUUUCAGAACAAGCUGAUGGUGCUGUUAGUUUUACAGCACUUGAUGAUGAAUUCAUAAUGCACCUAAUGUCAACCUCCAUUUCUCAUAUCUCAAAUAAACCUAGCUUUGACCCAGAUGAGUCAAAAGCUCAUUUUGAAAAAGAAGCAAAAUAUCAGACUUCAACAACAGACGCUGCAACAGAUUCAAGCGAAUCUGAAGCAACAACAGAAACUAAAUCUGAUUCAAUGCCUCCAUCGCGCAAAUCUCGAAGAGUGUUGACUUUCGAGGAGGUUCAAAUAUUAGAUAAAUCAUUAACUCUAAAACCCGAACUAAAGUAUCACGUUAUAAGCACGUUUAAUGAAGACCUUAACCCAUUAUCAGAUAUUUAUUUCUCCUCAAAUGAUGAAAUCGAUGACGAAACAUCUAGUUCAAAAUCUGUGGAGAAAAAAAGAAUUAAUCCACGUGGCAUUUCUCUUGAAGAUCCUAUAUUUUACCAAGCUCCUACACCACAAAAAAUGUUCCUGCGAUAUUAUAGAGAUAUACCAGAUACAUCCUUUACAUGCGAAAACAAGCCAAUACCAGGUUUCUAUGCAGAUCAAGAGACUGAUUGCCAGGUGUUUCAUGUGUGUUGGCCUGGGCGAAGAGAAAGUUUCUUGUGUCCUGUAGGAUCUUUGUUUAACCAACAAGUUCUGUCUUGUGAUAAUUUCAACAACACAAACUGCUCCCUCUCUCACGCAUAUUUUGACGUGAACACUGCCUUCCAAGAGUUCGAUGAUGCUCAUGCUCAAAAUGUCACUCCAAUACCAGAUCCAAUGAUGAAACCUCUUCAGAACGAUUCUGGGACAACAGCCAUAGUUACGAAUAGAGCGGAUAUCGUAGAGCUUUUCGAAGCUGACCUGCACUUUUCGGAUAUGGUCAACAAAACCAAUAUCACUGAGUUGUGGGACUAUUUGCCGGUUAAAGCUAAAGUCUUUGUUUAUCCGGAGCCCUCGGAUCUUAAGACAUUCCUGGCUCAGCACCGCCAUCACAAGGUCAGGAAGUCGAAGGAUGUGAGAGAACAGGAAAGUUCGACUGACUCUGAGGACUUUGAAGCUGGUGAACAGGAUGAUGUUCUCGAAAAACGGAGAAGAAUAGAGGCCAAUAUUAUAAGAGUGCUUAAAAAGUUAUCGAGAAAGCAUCGCAAUUAAACUGAAAGACUUUUUUUUUUAAAUUUUGCCGAAGAAUUUUAUGUUUUAAAAUGUAAAGUGAUGUUAUUGAUUAAACUAUCUGUAUUCACUUA
Molecule: messenger RNA, 2170 nt
Organism: Parasteatoda tepidariorum (common house spider)
Lineage: Eukaryota; Metazoa; Arthropoda; Arachnida; Araneae; Theridiidae
Cellular component (GO): extracellular region
Molecular function (GO): chitin binding
Source: RefSeq, a predicted model, not a curated record